CUCUUCUCUCUUAUCUUAAUGAACGCGAGCACGUAGACUGGUCGUACUAUGAGUUUUUGAUACUUAACCGUGAUGUCAUUAUAUCUUCACCAUUAAAUAUAGAAGAUUGGAAUGGCCUAGAUGGUACAUGGACUCGUAGAUUUCUAAAAAACGCAGAAACGAUGCUUGAAUCAAAGGACUUUGAAAUUUUAAAGGUCAAGGUAGAUUCUGAACGUUCAAAACAUGGAAUCAAGACCUAUUGGGAAAAUGUUAUCCAUGAACAGAAAAAAUUGAACGUGAAACGCACCCAUAUUCUUGGAAAAGGAUUUUCAAAUUCUUUUCCUGUUAAUACGACACCUGUAUCCAAACAUGCACUUGAUGGUUCUAACUCAACCUCUUCUCAGAGGAACAAGAAGACCAAAGCUGGUGAAAACGAAGAAGAAUCAGUUGAAGAAACUGUUAUUCAAGAAGAUAUUUUGCAUUCAAUUGCCGAAACCACUAAUACAUUCGGAAAUGUUGAAUUCCCUGAAUAUUAUAAUAAGCUCAAGAAAAUAUGGAGAACCCGUGAAACAGGUUCAAAUUACUAUGUAAUCGAUAUGAAAAAUCGAGAAAUAUUAAAUGAAGUACAUAAUCUUUUGGAUGCGGAAGAAUUGAAAUUACUAUAUGAUAGACUUUCUCCGCAAAGUGAGGACAAAUAUUUAAGUAAAAAGGCGCUUCAAUAUUUAUCAUUAUUUGAUCAGAAUAGUGAAGGUUAUUCAGAUAAUGAAGAGAUCGAAGAUGAAAUUAUUUUGGAGGUGAAAAAAGAAGUCUGCAAUUUGGACGGGCUAAUAGCAAAAUUUCAAUAUCUAUCCCAUGCUCUUCCUAUCCCACUAAAACAAUAUAAUGAAUUAUUAUAUCCAGAAAUUCAUAUCAUUAAAAGUAUAGCAGGCCAUCUAAGCGCAAUUACGAAGAUGGAAGGAAUUACUGAUAACACUACGGAAAGAUCAUGGACGGCACAUGUACUGUCGUACAUGUUUUUUAUAGCUUUUAGUUAUAUUUCUUCCGUAAAAUUUUUUUCAUGCGAACGUACAAUUUCCACAAAAAAUGAUUCACAAAAUAUCGACUAUAAAGCCGAUGGGGUUGCUGAACUGUUCAAAAGGCCUAAACAAAUUCCCAUGUUCAUACUCGAAGUUUCAGGUGACCCAGGUAAUCCAGACCCGGAUAAAUACAAUGAUGAUCGGAAAAAAUUGUUUAGAGAAGGAAUUUUUGCACUCAAUAAAUUUAUAACCCGGACAGAUCUUCCGAAUUGGGAGGUUUGUACCUCUUUGGGUGUUUUUUUGUCUCAAGGUUAUGAAGAUAAUCUUGAAAUCGGACAGCUCAUUUAUAUUGGUCCGGGACUCUAUAUAUAUUCGCCUUUUACGAUCCCUAACCUUAUCAUUCCAACUACUCCCUUUAAUUUGCAACAUGCUCCAAGACUUAUUCGUACUCUUCUAUAUUUACGGCAUAAAAUAAUUAAAACAAUUCGAAGUUUCCAAGAGUUUGAAGAAAUAAGACAACGAAGUAUUACAAACCCAACAUAUAGAUACCCUACUGGUUUUACACCAGAUCGAUUCCGAACUGUGACAUUUAAAGAUUUUUUACCAGAAGAAUCAAGAAAAGAGGCAUCUAAUAGGGUGGAUGAACAAGAGAAUGG
This is a messenger RNA of Dentiscutata heterogama, 1651 nucleotides long. Lineage: Eukaryota; Fungi; Glomeromycota; Glomeromycetes; Diversisporales; Gigasporaceae. The record is from the annotation of a GenBank genome assembly.